AGUUUCACUUGUGCUAACAAUAAUGGCUUUCCAGUGUCAGAGGGAUAGUUAUAUGAAAGAAUUUGUCACGUCGGUGGUGUCCUGCUUACCUGCCGAAAUUAAACUGGAGAGCAACGGGAAGAGAGAAAAGGUGACGGGUUUCAACGUGGUACUAAAAGAUACGAUCCUAUUCCCCGAAGGAGGAGGUCAGCCUGAUGACCAUGGCACAAUUGAAAGUUGGCCGGUUCUGCAAGUCACAAGACAGGGGCCAGAGGCACUACACUUCAUCACCUCUGCAUUAACGCAAGGGCAGGAGGUCCUAUUGAAGGUGGACUGGGAGCGCAGGUUUGACCACAUGCAGCAGCAUUCAGGGCAACAUCUGAUCACUGCCUUGGCAGACUCAAUGUUUGAGUACAAAACUACCUCAUGGGAGUUGGGCAGACACCGCAGCAGUAUUGAACUGGACACAGCCACUGUAAAACCAGGAGAGAUGGAAGCCUUGGAGUCAGUAGUCAAUGAGAAGAUUCGUGCUCACAUCCCAGUUUCUGUGCAGUUUCUGUCUAUAGACGAUCCUGCAGUGGAAAAGGUAAGAAGCAGGGGUCUCCCAGAUGACCACGCAGGGCCCAUCAGGAUUAUUGAUAUUGAGGGCGUAGAUGCCAACAUGUGUUGCGGAACCCAUGUGUCCAAUCUGAGUCAUCUGCAGGUGAUUAAGAUUCUGGGGACAGAGAAGGGGAAGAAGAAUAAGACCAACUUAAUUUUCCUAGCUGGAAACAGAGUAUUGAAGUAUGCUGAGAAGAGCUACAUCACUGAGAAGUCCUUGACAGCCCUCUUGAAAACCAUGCCAGAGGAGCAUGUUGAUGCAGUGGACAAAAUCCAAAAAACAAUGAAGCGUCUUCAGAAGAGUAACCUCACUAUCCUACGCAACAUGGCCGUAUUGAUAGCUCAGAACUUCAAGAGCCAACCGGACAGAGGCAGUUUCUUCAGCUUGCACAAUAAAGAUGGUGACAAUGAGUUCAUGAAUAUCAUUGCCAAUGAAAUUGGCUUUCAGGACACAGUCAUUUUCCUGACCGUAGGAGAAGAGAAGGGAGCAGGGCUCUUCCUGAUUGCGGGGCCUGAGGAUAUCAUAGCCGCGUUGGGGCCACAGGUGUCCGAGCUGCUGCAGGGAAAAGGCUCUGGAAAGGGCGGCCGUUUCCAAGGUAAAGCCAACAGCUUGGCCAAGCGGGCAGAGGCCGAAGCCCUUGUGCAGGAGUGUAGCCGCAGACAUAGUGCAGGAGAAGAGUGAAAGGGCGGGGUCUGCAAAUGGCACCACUCACACUUCCCCACUCAGUUAAAGCAAACUGACUCGUCCAGGUGCACUGGUCAGAGAGCAUAUGAAGGUGUAGGCCCCAGCAAACACUUUAGCUGGUUGCUUCGGUUAUGAAUUUCAUUGGUCAGAAAAACAAACGAUAAUAAAAAUUUGAUCCGA
Molecule: messenger RNA, 1444 nt
Organism: Electrophorus electricus (electric eel)
Lineage: Eukaryota; Metazoa; Chordata; Actinopteri; Gymnotiformes; Gymnotidae
Gene: aarsd1
Product: alanyl-tRNA synthetase domain containing 1
Biological process (GO): regulation of translational fidelity; tRNA aminoacylation
Molecular function (GO): ATP binding; aminoacyl-tRNA ligase activity; Ser-tRNA(Ala) deacylase activity
Source: RefSeq, a predicted model, not a curated record